Molecule: messenger RNA, 1994 nt
Organism: Andrographis paniculata
Lineage: Eukaryota; Viridiplantae; Streptophyta; Magnoliopsida; Lamiales; Acanthaceae
Product: phosphatidate cytidylyltransferase 4, chloroplastic-like
Exons: 9
Coding region: 107-1507 (466 amino acids)
Cellular component (GO): membrane
Molecular function (GO): transferase activity, transferring phosphorus-containing groups
Source: RefSeq, a predicted model, not a curated record
GAUAAAAAUAUGAUGAUUGUUUGUGUGUGUGUUGGGGUUUGAGGGCAAAAUAUGAUGAGCAGCCAUUGACAGAAGGUGAUGAGACAGAGAGUUUAUGCAUGCCUGAAUGAGGGAACCAACCACCAGCCUCCAGGCUCCAGCAUAUCUGGAACUCCGUAUUUCUACCCAGCGCCACCGCAGAAGCCUGCUCUACAGCGAUCCCGCCGCCGACGUUGGUUUCCUUCACCACCGUGUACUGCCAUGCCACCGAUUUUCUCCUAGUCUCGUUUUCCGAAGCGUUUCUCGCUUCUCAAUGGCUCCGCAAGUUUCAGGAUUCGAUAGAAUUUCUUCAAUCCGUGCUCACUAUGGCUUCCACCGUCGACUGGCGUCUCCAAAAUUGGCCAAUAGACUGGAUGUCAACAAAUUUAGGUUCAAUUUGGAAGUGCUUAGAAUUGGUGCGCGGGGGUGUUUUAGUGUUCCAGCUGGUGCUUGGAUGAAACGUUGCCGGCGUUUGAACUUUUCCGUGGCUAGGGGUAACCAGCCGGAACGGGUUGAGCUCGUAACCAAUGAGGAAGGUAAAAGAGACAGCCAAUCAUCCGAGGAGGCCAAUUUAGAUUCGCAACGUCAACAAAGAACAAGUCAGGUGAGGAAAAGGAUUAGUUUUGGACUGGGCAUUGGAUUCUCUGCUUUAGGGGUGGUGUUGGUUGGGAGUUGGGUUUUCACUAUGGCCAUUGCUACUGCAAUACUUAUUGGCUCUAGGGAGUACUUUGAGCUGGUAAGAAGUCACGGAAUUGCUUCUGGAGUGACCCCUCCACCCCAAUAUGUGUCACGAGCUUGUUCUGUUAUCUAUUCUUUAAUGCCUAUACUCACACUGUACUUGGGGAAUAUUGAUGUGUCUGUAACAACCGCAGCCUUUCUUGUCACUAUGGCCCUCCUUUUGCAGCAAGAGAGUCCUCGAUUCACUCAACUUAGUAGUGCCAUUUUUGGGUUACUCUACUGUGGCUACCUUCCUUGUUUCUGGGUCAAGCUGCGCUGUCUAGAAGCUCCAUCCCUAAAUACCAGAUUUGUAGCAUCUUGGCCACUUCUUCUUGGUGGACAAUCUGUAUGGACUGUAGGCCUGGUUUCUACCCUGAUUUCGAUUAGCAGCAUUAUUGCAGCAGAUUCAUUUGCCUUUUUUGUUGGAAAGGCUUUUGGUCGGACACAACUAACUGCAAUUAGUCCAAAAAAGACAUGGGAGGGAACUCUGGCUGGGCUAAGUGGUUGUAUAGCAACCUCCGUCUUAUUGGCCAAGAUCUUGUGCUGGCCUUCUUCUGUCCUAAGUGCUGUAGCUUUUGGCUUUUUGAAUUUCAUCGGGUCUAUUUUUGGAGACCUCACAGAGUCCCUGAUUAAGCGUGAUGCUGGCGUGAAGGAUUCAGGAUCACUGAUACCUGGACAUGGAGGCUUACUGGAUAGGGUUGAUAGCUAUGUCUUUACAGGAGCACUGGCAUACUCUUUUGUGAGAAUAUUUCUACCACUUUAUGGAGUUUGAUGAAGGUCAUGCAGUGUUCCAAUAUGUAGGCCAAUUUGACUUGGCUGAGUACAAAGUCCACUGGUGACAUGUUUAUGCAUAAAAAGGCUCAGAAGAAAAUCUGCUUCAGAAAGAAAUUAUCUAGUUCAAGAAUGGGAACAAAGUCCACCAGGUUGAGGUCAUCUAAUUGUUUUUAACUUUCUAUUUGAUUAGGGAAUUGAGUCUUUGAACCACUUAUAUGAAGUUGUUGUCACAUGUUGCCUAGGUGGGGUUGGGCCUGGGUAGGAUGCAUUGGGACAUGACUACUAAUAUACAACACAUAUGAGUGUGUGUGUGUAAGAUGUAAGGAAAGAAAGUUGUUUUAGAUAGAAAAGGGAGGUAGCACCACCUUGCAAAUGGAAGCUAACCCCAUCACAUAUUCAUACAAAGGAAUUCUGGAAUUUGCAAGAAAGUUUUUAGCUUUGAGGUAGAAAAAAAAAAAAAAAGACCAUAGUUGUGUUACUAUUAA